Encephalitozoon hellem ATCC 50504 is the source of this 1428-nucleotide messenger RNA. Its product is annotated as serine palmitoyltransferase. Gene Ontology annotation, molecular function: serine C-palmitoyltransferase activity; pyridoxal phosphate binding. The transcript has a single exon. The coding region runs from base 1 to 1428 and encodes 475 amino acids. Gene Ontology annotation, biological process: sphingosine biosynthetic process; ceramide biosynthetic process. The record is from RefSeq and is a predicted model, not a curated record. Gene Ontology annotation, cellular component: serine palmitoyltransferase complex. Lineage: Eukaryota; Fungi; Microsporidia; Unikaryonidae.
AUGGGGGAGAACAAGAUCCCACUGCACCUGAUGCUAGUCACAUAUCUGUUCUAUCUUAUUGUUGUUCUGCUGGGCCAUGCCAGAGAUACAUUUGGAAAACUGUUUUUUCCGAGGAUGUACAAAAGAUAUAAGCUGGACAAUGGAAAAGUGCCACUGUAUGGUAGUUUCGAGAGCUUCUUCAGCCGCAGGAUAUUCCGAAGAGGCCGGGACUGCUGCGAACGGCCUAUUGCUGGUGUUCCCGGAAGAUAUGUCACGGUUCUAGAGAGGAUAUCUGAGGACUACAACGAGACCUUUCGAUUUACAGGAAGAAAGCUAAGGCUACUUAAUCUUGGAUCAUACAACUAUCUUGGAUUCAGCAGCAACGAGGGCCCAAUUGUGGAGAAGGUUGUGGAUGUGGUGCGGCAGUAUCCUCUUGUGAUGACGGCGCCAACCAGAGAGGUGGGUUGCUACGGCAUAAUCAGAGAGCUGGAAGAGGAAAUGGCAUCUUUCCUAUACCAGGAGGAUUGUAUGGUGUUUUCGAUUGGAUAUGGCACAAACUCUUCAAACAUACCUGUGAUAUGCGAAGAAGAAACACUUAUCUUGUCUGACGAGCUCAACCAUGCGUCGCUGAUAACGGGAGCAAAGAUAAGCAAGGGGGUUAUAAGGGUGUUUGAGCACAACAACAUGGAGGAUCUAGAGAGCAAGCUGGUCUUCAAUAUCUCGCAGGGGCAGCCUUUGACACACAGAGCAUGGAAGAAGAUCAUUGUGAUUGUGGAGGGAAUUUAUUCGAUGGAAGGGACGGUUGCAAACAUGAAAAGGCUGGUUGAGCUGAAGAAGAAGUACAAGUUCUACAUAUUUGUGGAUGAGGCACACUCUAUAGGAGCGCUGGGUGCCACUGGACGGGGCGUCUGCGAGCACACAGGAGUAGACUUCAAGGAAAUCGACAUCUUCAUGGGAACGUUUACAAAAUCCUUUGGAGGAAUGGGAGGAUAUAUAGCGGGGUCGAAGAAGCUAAUAACAUGGCUGAGGUUCUACAGCGACCUUUCUCUUUAUGGAGACCAGAUACCUCCGUUUGUAUGCUCGCAGAUAUUGGAGAGUCUAAGGUGUAUAAAGUUUACGGAGCUCGGGAGGCUGAGGAUCGAAAAGCUUAGGUCGAACACUGUCCUCAUGAGGCAGAGCCUUGUGAAUGCAGGCUUUUUUGUGCUUGGAGAUGAGUUUUCUCCGGUCAUCCCCAUUCUCGUUGUUUGCCCUGGGAAGCUAGCUGAGUUUUCGAGGCUAUGCAUGGAUGAAGGAAUCGGAGUUGUUGUUGUUGGGUAUCCUGCAACGCCUAUACUGACGAGCAGGGUCAGACUGUGCAUUUCUGCGUCCCACAGCACCGAGGAUAUAAUGAAGGCCUUUGAGGUGAUUGACAGGGUUGGAGAAAGGCUUGGGAUGAAGAUUUGUAGAUGA